AUGGGUGCAGCAGUAUCGCGCGAACAUGCAAAACUACCCUUCGCUUACACCUAUGCCCGCAACGAAGGUCACGCCUGUACGGCCUCAACCUCUACCCCCUCAUCCUUAACCUCCAGCCAACAGCGACUAGCCCAUCGCCUCUUGCUCAUCAGGAACGCCGACUCGACCUCCGUCACACCUCUGUCAACGCAUCGCCCACGCUUGAUGGACGAAAGGGUCAACCCAGGAUCAAUACCACCGUACACAGGACUUGGAAUCGCACCGUCCACAGCGGCACCCUCAUUGAUUUCUCACUCGAGCACGGACGAUACGGAUUCUAAUAAUGAUGAGAUCCUGUCGCUGUGCUCGAUCCUAAACCAGGGUCCUGAACUCAAGUUGCAAUGGCAUGCGGUUGGUCAGGAGGAUCAGGAAGGAUAUUACCUCAGCAAUAACUUGAAUGUUCACACUACCGCAUCUGGCUCAGGAACCAGAGCAGAUGCCUACCAGGGCACAGACUCUGGACACGAAAGCGGUCUUUGCCACUCUCACUCCACGACCCUGAAAUCCAUAUCGAACCAGAUCGCGAAUGCGGUCCCGACUAACCUUGAAACCGUUAUAGACCCCUAUUCACAUACAAGGGCGGGCUCGCUGGUGUCGCCCUCUGUCGCUAUCGCUAUAGGGAUAGACCCAUCCUUGGAAAUACUCGAUACCGCCUGUGCCGAUCUCUCCAUUGAAUGUCCACCAUACACCACGAACACCACCAUUGCUGCAACUACCGCCACUGUUGCCACCACUGCAUUAUCCUUAUCAACUCCAUUGCAACUCUCCAAUCCUGAGCAAAAGGCCAGGGGUGAAUCAAAAGCUUCUGAGCCGAUAGAGCGUCCGGGCAUUCAACCGACUCGACAUCUCCAAAAUUACUCUUUCAGUUCAUUACAACAGGAUCUGAUAGACUCGGAUGAGGAAAUAGACGAAGACAACCUCAAAAAAGACUACAUUAACAAAAGUGACAGGAAAAAAAUAAAUAUCAUAUCUGCGUUGGGCAUCAUGGAUCUAUCAGACGACGACAAGCAAGAGGACAUGUCAUUCAAUUUCUUCAACACAGAGCCAACAUCUUACUCCUCUCCGUAUCAGCACUGGCUUCAAGCAACGACGAGGCGACACACAACCGACAGAGAUUCAUUUCCGUACGGCAAAGGAACCGUACUGUGGCAGGGCCAGGAUGAUGGUUUCGAGGGAAUGGUCCACAUUCCGCAGGGCUUCUUUGAAGAGCACCAACGCCACUUUAGGCCGUAUAAAGGAGAUCCUGAUGAAAGUCUUGACUAUGAAGCUGAUGAGGAGGGUGAGAGCGACUAUGCACAAACCAGAAGGUCAGGCAGGGGCAAGGGCAUCGAAACCUUUAAUAUCGACCACUCGACGGCAAAGCUCGGUUCAGCCAGCUGUUCUCUUUCGAAUUACUCGAUGCUGAUGGCGACGGACGAAGAUGUAGCCCAUCUCAGUCCUAUAUCGUUCUCUGAACUGUCAAGCUUUACAAAUAUUGGACUUUGUUCCCAUGGCAUCGUCAGGCUGUCGUCCAACAUUCGUCUCCUGUCCUCGACAACUUGUCUUCGAAUGUAA
Molecule: messenger RNA, 1593 nt
Organism: Gamsiella multidivaricata
Lineage: Eukaryota; Fungi; Mortierellomycota; Mortierellomycetes; Mortierellales; Mortierellaceae
Exons: 1
Coding region: 1-1593 (530 amino acids)
Source: RefSeq, a predicted model, not a curated record